AUGGGGCGUGCAGGAGUCGAAAUAACACCUUGGACGCCUCCUCCGCCGUCUCUGUGCGCCGAAGGGAAAAGAGCCGUCAUGCAGCCAGCUCAGGCCGGGGUGUCCUUCGAGGAGGUGGCCGUGGAUUUCACCCGUGGGGAGUGGGCCCUGCUGCACCCACCCCAGAGAGCUCUCUACAAGGAAGUCAUGCUGGAGAACUUUGGGAACGUGGCCUCUCUGGGACCUCUGACUGCCAAACCUGACCUCAUAUAUCAGCUGGAAGAAGAGGAAGAACGGUUUCUCCUGGGCUCUGAUGAAGAGGACGGAUUGGCAGUUUUCCCUGAAAAGAGCUUGGGGGAACUGUGGAGGCCGAAAUGGUACCUGUGGAUCUUCGACCCAGGGCAAGAGGCAGUUUCCUUCUGCCUGCUUUCAUGGCCCUUACGCCAAGUGAAGUUCUUGUCACAGCUGCUGGCGGAACGUCAGCUCCUACAGUGCCAAGACCACGGCGGUACAGCUCGGAAAAUCCACAACGACGAAUGA
This is a messenger RNA of Gekko japonicus, 519 nucleotides long. RefSeq names its product zinc finger imprinted 3-like. Gene Ontology annotation, biological process: regulation of DNA-templated transcription. NCBI's taxonomy places the organism in Eukaryota, Metazoa, Chordata, Lepidosauria, Squamata, Gekkonidae. The record is from RefSeq and is a predicted model, not a curated record. The coding region runs from base 1 to 519 and encodes 172 amino acids. The transcript has 6 exons.